AUGGAGAAAUUUUCACGCUGGAGGGACAGCUCUACAGGAAUUCAUCCAUUUUUAACACCAGUGCUACCGUUAGGAGCUGCUGUUCAUAGGGCCUUUCAGUCUAUAUUUACCGCACUAUGGACACGUCUGGCACUUCUGUUUAUGGGUUUUUACUGGAUUAGUGAAGAAAAUGUAACACUAAAAAGAGGACGCUCUCAUACAUCAAAAGGACAAAAAAAACCCCGUUCGAACCGAAUGAAGUCUGGAGAUGUUAUUGUUUCCAACUGGUGUUCUUACGUUGAUAUACUGUAUUUUACAUUCAAGUUUAAUCCCAUGUUUACUCAGUUAUACCCUGCAACAAAUACAUUGCGACCAAUUUCUAUGUGGAAAGCCCUCCUAAUAGCAGCCUCUUUUCCUCAGUUAAAACCACCAUCUAAUAUUGAGACAUAUUCACUCAAAGAACUACGUCAACAAGCCGUCAAGAACCAAUUGGGUCCGAUAGUUAUCUUUCCUGAGGCUACGACGUCCAAUGGACGCGCAUUUCUGAAAUUUUGUCCUGUAUUCCACGAGAUGUCCUUACCUGUCGAGGAUUGUGUAAUCCAUAUCUAUACAAUAAGGUAUGAAUAUGAAAACUUCUCGCCGACGUACACGGCUGGAAAUAUCCUUUGGCAUUACUUGAAAUUAUGUGGAGAGUUUAAGAAUACUAUGAUUGUAAAGCAUUUGGGUACAGAAGAGAGUCCUUCGUCGCCGUCAUUCACAGUCUCUCAAAAAGCAGCGUCUAUACCAUUAGCGAAGGAGGAUGCAGUUGGAGCUCAGGUGAUUAACUUAAUGCACCAAAUAAGCCGAUUGCGUAUGACGAAUCUUGAUGCGAAAGACAAAUACGACUUUCUAAAGUACUAUUGGGAUAGAAGGAAAGGUGCAUAUGGAAAGAAUCGAAGAAGUUAUUAA
Messenger RNA from Paraglomus occultum, 927 nucleotides. The record is from the annotation of a GenBank genome assembly. NCBI's taxonomy places the organism in Eukaryota, Fungi, Glomeromycota, Glomeromycetes, Paraglomerales, Paraglomeraceae.